Messenger RNA from Annulohypoxylon truncatum, 1353 nucleotides. RefSeq names its product amidohydrolase. Gene Ontology annotation, molecular function: hydrolase activity, acting on carbon-nitrogen (but not peptide) bonds. The coding region runs from base 1 to 1353 and encodes 450 amino acids. The record is from RefSeq and is a predicted model, not a curated record. The transcript has a single exon. NCBI's taxonomy places the organism in Eukaryota, Fungi, Ascomycota, Sordariomycetes, Xylariales, Hypoxylaceae.
AUGCGAAAAGAAACUAUGCCGCAAACUACGAGCAAGGAGAUCACGAUUCUUACCUCUUCGCUCUUUGAUUCCAAGAAGAAACAGUUCCUUAAAGACGUAUCUCUCACAAUUGACCCGAGUACUGGCUUAAUCACCAAAGUUGCACAAACACCCUCAUCCCUACUUAGACAUGAAGAAUUACCCCUAUACACAAUCGACCUCCGCGGCCUCACAGUCCUGCCGGGUCUAGUCGACGCGCACACCCACGUGUUCCUGCACCCGUACUCAGAAGUCUCCUCGCUGCACCAGAUGCGCGAUGAAAGCUUCGUCGAGCGGAUCGUGCGGGCGACGAACCACGCGAAAGCCGCGCUGAUGGCGGGGUACACGACCUACCGCGACCUCGGCACCGAAGGGCUCCGCGACGCGGACGUCGCGCUCAGGGACACCAUCAACCGGGGCAUCAUCCCGGGGCCGCGGCUGCUCGUGGCGACCGAGUGCAUCGCCUCGAGCGGCGGCUACGAGAUCCGCCAGGAGAACGGGCUGCCGGGCGUCGGCACGAGCGUCCCGCGCAUCUCGGACGCGGCGGACGGCGUGGCGGGCGUACGCGCCGCCGUGCGCAGGAGGCUCGGCGCGGGCGCCGACGUCGUCAAGUUCUACGCCGACUACCGCAAGCGCGCGCUGCGGUUCCCGCAGCCCGCGUGGCCGGGCGCGAGGCAGAUCUGCUGCGCGCCGUCGGCCGACGUGUUCGACGGCCAGCGCAACCCGAACGUGCUCCUGUUCACGCAGGAGGAGAUGGACGAGAUGGUGGCCGAGGCGAGGCGCGAGGGGGCGCCGAUCGCCGCGCACGCGCAGAGUCCGCGGGCCGUGGUCAUGGCGGCGAAGGCGGGCGUGACGACGGUUGAGCAUGGGUUCGUGCCGAGCGAGGAGGCGCUGCGGGCGAUGAAGGAGAAUGGGACGAUUUUUGUGCCGACGUUGGCGGUUUUGCAGGUUUCACUCGGCGACGAGGGCCAGGCGAUGAAUGCUAUCUUGGCUCAUACGAAAGCGGCGUUUGACCGGGGCAUCAAGCUUGCUACGGGAGGCGACACGGGGGCUUUUGCGCAUGGUGAGAACGUGUUUGAGCUGGAGUUGAUGGCGAGGGCGGGUAUUCCCGUUCCUGUUAUUUUACAAGCGGCAACGCUGCACGGAUGGGAAGCCUGUGGUGGAGACCUUAGCGGCCGGAAGUUUGGAGCGUUGGAGGAGGGGUUUGCUGCGGAUAUAAUCGCGGUAAAAGGAGAUCCAGCUGAAGACCUUAGUGCGUUGAGGAAGGUCAGCUUUGUCAUGAAGGAUGGGGUCGUUUAUAAGGAUGACCACAACCAUGCAUCUAGAAUUCAAUAG